GGCACAGGUUUUUAGAUGACUUAGAAGCAGUGGAUUAUAUCUCGUAAAAACACACGCCAUAUUGGAUUUCCCUAACAGAUUGGGAUGUCUGGACGAAAUACGCCUUCCCACAGCAGCUAUCGCGGGUAGUUAUGCCGUAAGUGUUGGUGGCUCAUUAAAAUACUGAAAUUUACUAAUUACUCCUCGCAUAACAGUGCCCAAUAAGUAUCCUACAUGAUUGCCAAUUUGAGUAGGAUAUUUGGAACUCAAUGUUUAUGGUUUUUGGCAGUUCUGACAAACAGAAAAAAUCUUUGUGAGAGUUAAAAGUGAUAAGGCCUCAAUGAGAGGCCUGAAGAGUUGUUCUGUGAGUAGAACAUGGACAUGACAAGGACCCGACUAGCUGGACAAAUGUAAUGAUUACCUGUUACAUAUGCCAGGCCUGACAGGGUAUCAGUUGAGAAGGGCCAAAAGAGUGGGUGAAGGGGCUUGGAGAACCAAGAAGAGGUAUCGUAAAGAAGGAAACAUCACGUGUGGCAGGUUGUACCUUGCCAGCUGUGCAAUGGCCGCUGGCACUGGAGUGACCCGUCUCUCGCGUAUUAUGAUGUGGUUACUUACCCUGGCUGGUGUCCCUGUCAUCUCACCACUAAUAGCAGAGGGAGUAAUACGACCAGAAGAUGUUCCCGUACAGACUACCCACUGUCUACAUUACAACCAUACCUUGUGUGACAAGGAUGGUGUUCAAGGUUGCUCAGGGAUAGAAACCUGCCCAAAAUGGCAAGAGCCUGAUAAGAAAAAUCAUUGUUUUGUCCUGUGGACAAACAGCUCAGAGGGAAUGGUGGAGAUUACAUUCAAAGGCUGUUGGUCAAAUGAUCAGAGCUGCAUGGAUGAGUGUGUCAGCAAACAGGCUGUUAGCAGCUUAAAAGGAGAGAAGAACCACAUAUUUUGCUGUUGUAAUGGUAAUAAGUGUAAUCGGAACUUUUCUUGGGAACCUGCAGAGGAUGUCUCCACCACAAAACCUCCCGCAGUUGAAGUGGAUAAUAAAGAUGCAAUGGUUCAGACGGUGCUGUGGACGCUGGGCACACUCAUCACUCUUGUCGUCAUUGUUGCGUUUCUUUUCUACCUCUACCGGCGACGGAAGAUGGCCAACUUUUUGGAAAUUCCAACUGUUGAGUCAACUGCACUAGCUCCCCCUUCCCCACCCAUGGGUCUGAGACCUAUACAGCUGCGGGAGAUCAAAGCACGUGGGAGAUUUGGCGCAGUGUGGAAGGCACAACUUCAUUCAGAUAUUGUUGCUGUGAAAAUCUUUCCAGUACAGGAUAAACAGUCAUGGCAGGUUGAGAAAGAAGUGUAUUCACUCCCCCAAAUGUCCCAUGAAAACAUUUUGCAAUUCAUUGGAGCUGAAAAGCGGGGGGACAACCUUCAGGCAGAGUAUUGGUUGAUCACAGCGUACCAUGAUCGAGGCUCUCUGUGUGACUAUCUAAAGGCAAACUUGGUAACCUGGGCUGAACUCUGCAAAAUUGGAGAGUCUAUGGCAAGGGGCCUCAUGUAUGUACAUGAAGAGCAGCAAGCCACGAAGUGUGAAGCGCUGAAACCUUCUAUUGCCCAUCGAGACUUCAAGAGUAAAAAUGUACUUCUGAAGAAUGACCUCUCAGCUUGCAUUGCUGACUUUGGCCUGGCGCUGGUCUUCCACCCUGGACAGCCAACUGGGGAUACUCAUGGACAAGUUGGAACAAGAAGGUACAUGGCGCCAGAGGUACUGGAAGGAGCAAUAAACUUCCAGCGUGAUGCCUUUUUACGUAUCGACAUGUAUGCUUGCGGUUUAGUGCUUUGGGAGAUUCUCUCAAGGUGCUCAAACCAAGAGGGUCCUGUGCCAGAGUACCAUCUGCCAUUUGAAGAAGAGGUUGGGCAGCACCCCACCUUAGAUGACAUGCAGGAGUGUGUUGUUGCUCAGAAAGCACGUCCUGCAAUUCGUGACUGUUGGCGAAAGAAUCCGGGCAUGAUGGCCUUAGUUGAUACCAUGGAGGAGUGCUGGGAUCAUGAUGCAGAGGCUCGUCUCUCGGCUUCUUGUGUUGUAGAGAGACUUGCUGUGUAUACCCGAAACCAGCACUUUUCCCCUACCUCAAAUCCACACAAGGAGUCAAGCAUAUAAGGCCAUUAUGUGGUGGCCACGUACCUGGACAAGUACCUGUGCUGUAACCGCCUAUUCUGGGUCCUGGUGCGGGACAGACCCCAGCCACCGCGUCCCACAGGCACCAGCUGUGUUGGGGGCCGAGUGUAUCAUGUAACUGCCUCAGUCCCCCCUCUCCCCCUUUUCCCAACUUUUAAUCUGUACACCACAGCCAUUAACUACAGUUGCAGCUUCUCUUGACUAAGCAAAGUCUAGCCAGUCUAAGAAGAUUGGUCUUUGGGGACUAUUCCUAGAGAAUGUACUCAUCCUUUGUGGGUACAUCAAGCUUGGUACUGGCGGGUGAGAGGCUGUGUGAGUCAGAUAUGUCUUCCUGUAACUGAUUAGUGCAAUAGUUUGAUAUCCUUGGCGGUGCUUCAGAUGCAUUUCCCCCCCUUCCCGUAUGAAAGAACUGACAUAAAAUAAAAAUGAAUUUUUCAAAGUCCAGUGUGUCCAACCAUCUCUUUUGUUUGGCUGGUUUGGUGUUGGGUGAGGGGGGAGACUGAGUGUGGUGCCAAAGGGGUCAACAGGGAAGUGCUCGGACUGCUAAGAAAGGCCACCUGAAAGGAAGGUAACUCAUGAGAACUUUCUCCCUGGCUGUUACAAUAUUCUCUGGGGCACUCGUCAUCAUCAUCAUCAAACAUCCUCGUGACUCGAAGCAUUUUAUUGUCUUAAUGUUAUAUUAUUCCAAACCAAGAGUUACAUGCAAGCAUCUACAUGUGAAAAAGAAGAAAAAGAAGAAUAGGCAUCUACAAGAUGGUAAUGGCAAGAUUUGGAGUUAGGUUUACUGAAAAAUUACUUUAAGUUAUGUAGAAAUGAAACUUAAAAAAGGAAAAAGAUUAAAAAGAAAAUAUUGCUCUAUUGAACAAUAGGAGACAGAGUAUGGAGCUGAAUAGCAGCUAACUUCUCAGGAAAAUGGAUGGAAUUCCAGUGUGUGUCGAAUGACCUUUUAGAAAAUGUUAUUGCUGUUUGCAUUCAACUUGCUGAAUUGAAGGAAACAAAAUAUUCUUAAUGGAUUGGCAGUAGCUGCCCACCUUGGGAAUGUUUGACCUCAGGAAUGCCCUUCCAAGAGUCCCUACUGCCAGAGUUAGUUCCUUGAGUUGAGUACCGACAAGGUGGGGUUUAUUGUACUAUGUAAGUACUUCUUGGGAAUGCUCCCAGUUUUAUGGUUCUGCAUUUUCUUAAUCUGAAUGUGUCUAGUUCUGUGCAUUGAAACUGUGGAGUGGAUGCUGUGUUAUGAUAGUAAUAUUUACAGUUUGUUGGCAUAUGUUCUUUAAAAAACAAAAAAAAUAAAAAAUAAAAAAAAAAUCAUAAAAAUCAUAAAAAAAUAAGACUUGGUUUUUAGAGCUAAGAUCAGCAUACUUUGCAUCCAGCCAUUCAAUUUUGCAGCUCAUAGUGCAGCUUCAAGCUCAACUCAGUAACUCAGGCAUAAAAAUUAUGGUUGUGCCCUCCUGGCAAGUGUUUGAGUGUGUGGAAAAAGGGUUUGGGUUUGUCAGUCAACCAAUAAGGACACAUUUUGGGCAUCCAUUUUUGGAAAUGCAAAAACAAGAUAAGUAAAAGUUAUAUUGGCCUAAGAGCCUAUGAAUAAUGCCAUUCAAACAAAGAGAAAAUGAUUGAAAAAAUGAAAAGAUGCUAAAAAGUAUUUGUGAUUCGUGAAAGCAUGUAAGAAAUAGUUUCAGAAUCAUUUGAGGAAAGAUGAGGGAAUAGAAUUCAAGAAUGUGUCCAGUAUUUUUUAGAGGGUAGGCUUUGGAAAUAUCAAGUGAUAACCUUCUAAGCUGGUACAAAAGUCUGACGACCCUGCCCAGUAAAAUCAGUUCUCUAAGGCCAGCAGAGGGCCACGAUUGGGCUGCCUCUUUACCGUCAGCUCAGGAUACCCUUCAGUGACCACCCUGUUACCACUUUGCCCCCACACACAUACAUACCCUCAUACUGUAAAUAUUUGCGCCUUGUUUGUAGCAUUACAGAAGUUGUCGCCAGCAAAACGGAACUAGUGAUUAUUUUAAUGUGGUUUAUUUGUGAAACCAAUGGUGCUUUUUUUCUUCUAUCUCCAAGAUGAAUGUUAACUGUUGUAUAAUGAAGAAGCCAACUUGAGUGAGGACACUGGCACAUUGCCCACUCAGCAUUGUAAAUACCUCAUGCCUGUACACAGCCUCAUGACCUUUGGCCUCCAGACCUCACCAUGACAGAUCAUGAGUGCUUUUGUUCUAAUUGCUGUUGCCUCUUGCUUGAGGAUGAGAAGCAGUUUUAUCACCAGUUGCCUGGAAACUAAGAAGCUGGGAAAAUGUUUACAAUUGGACUGAAGGAAGAAGGAAUUUUAGAAUAUGAAAAAUAUUGAAGAGGGAGCUAUGAUUAGAAUCAACUUGGGUUUUAAGUUUCUAGUUGAGGAUUGCAAAAAGUGACCGUUUUCAGAAAUUUUCUAUUUAAAAAAUUAUAAGAAAAUAUGUUUGUAAGUUUGAUUGGAAAGAAAAUACACAUGUUGAUAUUGGCUGUGUUAACCGAGGCUGUAAUUCUAAUAAUAUUGCUGUCUAGCCUGAGGCUAUGGUGUAAUAAGAACACAGAGCUAAAGAAAAUGGUUGUGAGGACUGGAGCCGUCAUGUGAUAGACUGGAUACGUAUGGGGACUCGUGGGCACCUGGCUUGUGUCCGAGGAAACCCACUUAAAUUUGUCAUCAAGACGAAGAAUAAUUGUGUAUGGGGAAUAUUGCUUUCAUAUUCUCUCUCUCUCUCUCUCUCUCUCUCUCUCUCUCUCUCUCUCUCUCUCUCUCUCUCUCUCUCUCUCUCUCUCUCUCUAUCUCUCUCUCUCUCUCUCUCUCUCCCUCUCUCCCUCUCUCCCUCUCUCCCCCCUCUCCCUCCCUCCCUCCCUCCCUCCCUCCCUCCUUCCCUCCUUCCCUUUUUGCCUCCCUUUUCCCCUCUCUCCCUCCUGCCCCCCUCCCCUUAUCCUUCUAUCCUCUUAUCCCUCCCUCUUUACCUACCCUUCCUUCUUUUCCUUCUCCUUUCCCCCUUCUACCUUCCCCCUUUCAUCCCCUCUUCCCUUUUCUUGUCUUUUCUUUCUCCAUUCUUCUCUCAAAAAAGUUUUGUUUAACAAAAGUUAGGGAAACCCCCAUGCUUUGUCGUUCCUUGCAGGCACUAGCAUGCCUCUUGUAUGUAUCCAUGUAGUAGCAUAAAAUUCAUUACUAUAAAGUUAUUCCCUAUAAUAUAUUUGAGGUGAAAUGCUGGACCAGGUCUAUGAGGUGAGCUUAGUACAGUUGAACUCGGAUUAUUAAUAAAAAGUGUGGAUCACUGUUGAUUACAGGGAAAGGAAAAUUACUCACGAAUAGAGCCUCACUAACAGAUCCUGAUAGGACAAUUGAUCAAAAUUUUACUUAAGCUGUAGUUCCUUUUACUGAAUAACAGCAGAAACUUUGGUAAGCGUCCAGUUUCAUCCAACCAUCUUACACCCCCAUAGAGUUUCAGCAAAUCCAAUUUUAAGUUAUUUUAGUGUUUUUGUUCUGUUUUCCUGUAUGUAAAUCAUGCUAAUAACUCCCCAAAUUACAGUGAAGCUGACUCUUACACAUUUUAUUAACUUUGCUGUCAGGGAAUACAAGUUCUGUCAACGAAUCAAAUGCAAUGGAAAACGGCAGCAUAACAGUGUUAAACUACAAAGGAAGAUUCAUUUCCCAAAAGUUGGAGGCUGGAUGAAACUGGAAAUUUACCAAAAUUUUAUAUUGCAUUUGGCUGGAGCCCUUAAACCAUGUUAGCUAAUGAGUGUGGUUUGGAAUAUAGAGCAAGGUAGACAAUGCAAAGUAGUUAUUGAUUGUAGUAUUACUAAUAGAAAGCAGGUAUAAUCGCAGUAUGUGCUUUUUUCUUGGGCAGAUGUAACUUUUCCUGAGUGGAAAGGGGUUAGUGGAUUUGAAGUGUUCUACUGUAGAGUAAUUUUCCUUUGCCAAUAGUAACCAUGAAAUACUCAGAAAUACUCACAUGAUCAACAGCACGAGGUAAAGCACAUGAGUUAAUCAAGCAAAGGCAAUAUUCAAAUUAUUCAUUCAUUCAGUGACAGUUUUAGAUAGAGUAUUGAUUGUUAAAAAUUCAUAAAUAUAUUGUCUACUGCCAAAGUGAUUUUGGUAAGAAUGAGUGUAUUAUGAUAUAAGGACGAGGUAUUAUAUGAUAUGGUUUACAUCUUUUCAUAGUUGUAUAUGUGAUGCAGUUGUCUUGUAGAUGAUCUUCAGAUACCCUCAGGUGGACUAGGGACUUACAAUUUUUCCUUUUAUAAGGCAAUGACUCAGUCUUUUUAGUUUUUACUUUUUUAAUGCAGUGAUGAAAUUUGUUUGUUGCUUUUGCAUGGCUAACACUGUUUGAAAAAUAUUAUGUGUAUAUCAGUAUAUUAAGAAUACACAUAUUCAUUCACACUCAUACUCUCACUCUUACUCACACUUGGUCUACCACAUCCCCCUCACUCCCAUCUAUUCACACUCAAAUAUUAUCUCUCUCUCUUUCUCUUUCUUUCUUUCUUUCUUUCUUUCUUUCUUUCUUUUUUUAUAUCUAGCCUUCCUUUCUUCCUCUCCCUCUUUUCACUAACACACUCUCCUUCUACACCUAUACCCUUCCCCUGCUCUUCUCCUUUCUCCCUUCCUCUCUUUUGCUAUCCUUCUCCCUCCACUCCCUCUUACCAUCCUCCCUAAGUAUGCCUGUAUAAGUAUAAACACAGCAAUUGUACUUCUGUGUAUUGGUCUUUUAUGUUGAAAAUUAAAAAGGGCUGAUGUUUCUUUUUAUC
This is a messenger RNA of Penaeus indicus, 6892 nucleotides long. Its product is annotated as activin receptor type-2A-like. The coding region runs from base 410 to 2128 and encodes 572 amino acids. Gene Ontology annotation, cellular component: activin receptor complex; plasma membrane. NCBI's taxonomy places the organism in Eukaryota, Metazoa, Arthropoda, Malacostraca, Decapoda, Penaeidae. The record is from RefSeq and is a predicted model, not a curated record. The transcript has 12 exons. Gene Ontology annotation, molecular function: activin receptor activity; activin binding; ATP binding. Gene Ontology annotation, biological process: cellular response to growth factor stimulus; protein phosphorylation; activin receptor signaling pathway.